GCCGCACCAAAUUUCACCGCACUAUGGUGUCUGAACCUGAACUUCGUCGAGUGCCCGUGACCGUAAAGCUGUUCACGCAACAUCAGCUCCGGUUUUCUUCCAGUUUUGUAUUAGUAUAUAGCCGUUUAGCCGUGGGUUGGGGCACUCGGUGUAUUUGUGAAGACUGGACAUGCUGAUCCCUGAUGCUGCCAUGCUACUACUACCAUUACUACUUUAUGCUUGUGCACUUGUAGUCUGUUUACAUGUUUAUAAUUCGCGAUAAGUGAUCGCCAGCACAAUAUAAUCUAAAUUUUAUUUUUAUUUUUAUCAAUCGAGAUUAUAUUUGCAUGAAAAUGAUAAGUUAGAUGAAUCAAAUAGCAUGUUUGUUUCAUGCUUGUCAAUUUUUACAUCGUCAUUUCAAUAAUACUUUUAAGUCACUUCAAUCUAAUAAUUUUUAGUUAUAAAUUAUGUAUAGACUGUAGCUGGCAUCGAUCACUAUAUUUCUAAUCUGUUUUUAAUUCGUGGUCACUGGUUUCCGGUGGUCAUGCCGGUCACGUGAUUUUAUCUUUGUCUAGCGAGGCAAAUGGCGUUGUAUUGGGGAAGCGAUUUGCGCCUCCCUACAGAAAAUACCGAACGGUCAAGUUUUCGCCUUUAGAAAGUCCCCUUUGUCACUUAAAAUGAGUUCACAAGCGUUUGUAGCAUCGUUAUGUCGCGCAUGUAUGUAAUGAUUUGCUUCUAGCGUCACGAAAACGGUAAAUGAUCGAGCCAAACACACGUGGAUUUGUAUACAUUCCUGCUGAUCAACUCUCGUCGACUGUAUGGGGUCGGUAAGAGUGUGAUCAAUGUAUUUCACCUUUUGUGAGAAGGCGCAUUUAGCGCAUUUGCCUGAAAAGAAAUACUGCGGUUAUGAAGGUGGCGACAGCUUUGAUUAUCACAACCGAAAAACUUUGCUGUGCCAGUAAGUUCUGGCCGGCUGUCCGCUUGGUCAAGUUCACCCUAGUGAGCUUGUCACGGUUUCUACCAACUGUCAUUCACUCAAAUUGGGUGGUGUAAAAGAGGGAAUGUGCCUAAUGGCAGAUGACGGGCCAGCCAUUCUAAACAUUUGGGCAGUACCCUUGGGCUCUACGUUGACCGUACCGAACAUCUAACGCUCCCUCGCUGCUGCCGCUGUGAAGAGGUCUGGGGUAUGAGUUGAAGACCUGACAUGUCUGAUGCUCGCUUCCAAAAUCUUUUGUCACCGGAUGAAGCUCUCUUGGAUAAAAAUCACAGUGUGAGUGAAAUGCUGAGCAAGCCAGCUGCCUCCUGGGAAGACCAGACAAAGUUUGGGACGGAGCAUGGCAGUCCGGGCGGCCAAGCAGGUGUGGCCCAGCCACAGGCGACGCCCUUUAUGUCACCCCCGCAGACAGCCGGUCCCGAUCCCGUGCACGACCUUCCUCCUGAACUGCUCCAAGUUGGCUGGCGUCGGUUUUGGAGCAAGCGCGAGGGCCGUCCCUACUUCUUCAACAAGCUCACCAACGAGUCGCUCUGGGAGAUGCCGCGCCUGGGCGGGGGCCUGGGAGGUGGCCACCCUCCUCCAUAUGACCCCCUGACGGACCCUUUGGGAAUCCAAGGGCCCCCAACACCCGUAGACCCCGGCACUCCUCCAGGACCAGGUCCGUCCCACAUCCUGUUGUCACCGCCUGCCUCCAGUCCUGUAAUGUUGCCGCGACCCGACAAGCGACGAGCGUCGGACGACGCAAAUCCUGCCUCGGCCAAGAAGUUUGUCCUCAGUGGACCCUUUGAUCUGGAGGUGGCAACCAAUGUUGUCAUCUGGGAGCGGUCUCCCACACUUAUGCCCCCACCUCACCCCGACGUAGAAAAUCUGCGUGCCACACUUACCACCAGGUUGCGUACCAACUACCACGAGAUGUGCCAUUCACGAGAAGGCAUUGAGUGCCCCAAGGAGUCUUUCAUCCGGUGGCUAAUGGAGCGCAAGGUUGUGGACAAGGGCCAGGACCCCCUGCUGCCCAGUGCGUGCCAUCCCGAGGUGUCCCAGUGCAUGUACCGCGAGAUCAUGAACGACAUCCCCAUCAAGCUUGUACGUCCCAAGUUUGCAGGGGACGCUCGCAAGCAGCUCUCCAAGUACGCUGAAGCAGCCAAGAAAAUGAUAGAGUCAAGGAACGCAAGUCCCGAGAGUCGCAAAAUUGUGAAAUGGAACGUCGAGGAUGCAUUUCAUUGGCUACGGAAGACCCUCAAUGCCACGUACGACGACCACCUGGAAAGGCUGGCUCACCUAAAGAAGCAGUGUCAGCCUCACCUGGUACAAGCUGCCCGCUCCUCAGUUGAAGGGAUUUGUGCCAAGAUUUUCCAUAUGUCCGUUGAAAACGCCAAGAAGAUAAGAGAAAAGCACUGGGCCAUCCUCAAUCAGCAUGGCAUUGAAGAGAUCACAAGCCCAUUGCACGUGAGCAAUCCCAAGAAGGUGUUCUGCUACCCGGUUCAGUUUGCCAUUACGUCUCCUCGGCUGCCUACCAUUGAGGUCCUUACAGACAAGGACAGCACGCUGCUGCGCUACAAGGGAGAGCUGGUGCGCAUUCACACGCUGUACUUCCAGAAGCUGGAGCAGUUGUACAGGUGGAAUUGUACAGAUGACAGGAAGUUUGAAAACUUCCUACCACGAGUAUGGUGCAUGCUGAAGAGAUACCAGACCUACCUGGGCCUCUCGUCAAACGAGGGCCACGGCACACAGAACUCUCUGCCUGUCUCUGUGUUUGAGUGUCUCCACAAGCAUUUUGGCGUCACCUUCGAAGGCUUCGCAUCUCCUUUGAACUGCUACUUCAGGCAGUACUGCUCCGCAUUCCCCGACACAGACAGCUUCUUUGGAUCUCGAGGAUCCAUCUUGAAGUUCUUCCCGGUGGCUGGUUCCUUUGAGGUUAACCCGCCGUUCUCAGAAGAGCUCAUGGAUGCCACAGUCAAUCACCUUGAGCGGCUACUCACCGAGUCGCAAGAAUCACUAUCAUUCAUCGUCUUUUUUCCUGACUUCCGUGAUCCUGUGCCGGUGGCCCUCACCAAGCUUGAAGCUAGCAGGUACAAACGAGAGCAGCUGUUGAUUCCUGCUUAUGAUCAUGAGUUCAGGCAUGGAUUUCAGCAUAUCAUGCCAAGGGCGGAGGUGAGCGUGCGCGCUACGCACGGGACGCACAUCAUCUUCUUGCAGAACGAUGCAGGCUAUGCACGCUGGGGCCCUACACCCGAACGCCUCGAUGCCCUGCGCGAGAGCUACCGGCCAGGGCUGGACAAGGAGCGCGAUGCUCCCUCGGAGGCUCCUGUGGCCCCCCUGGUUGCAGCGGCACCAACCCUUGCCCAGCCUGCCACGCCCCCCCGGGACCCUGCCACAGUCCCCACAGCUGCCAAGCUCUCCUGAGCUGGGCAGAGCGUUGCUUCCAGUCGGCCCCGUACGCAGAGCACCUAGUGUCGGGCGCUCUCAUGCAGCACUGAACGAGCGAGGUGCAAGUGCUAAUCUAGCACUAGAGGGAGGAGCAACAGGCUCUAGGUGGCCGCAUCAUGAAAUUUUCUCGACGUACAAGGCACAAACCUUGAUGGGGCUCUGCUAAUUGGAUCGGAGUAGUUUCUCAUGUAGCUAAAUGCGCCAGUUAUGCUGCCUGCCCUACGAGGCGGUUUGGAGGCUCUUAUGGAAGAAGAGUACCAGUGGAUUGUGUGGAUCCUAAUCUGUGUAAAAUGACAAUCCAUUCUUAUACAAAGCGAGAAGGAAAAUGAAUGUUCACAUUGCACCGCGAAAACUUCUGUUUUCACGUGACACGCCGUGCGUUUCCUAUUUAUAAUUCAAUCACGGUAGAAGAGCUAACUGUGUACUGUUCUGUACAGUGAACAGAUUUGAUUGAGCUAUUGCUCGUUGCAGUGCCAAGGUGAGGGGCAGCCUAUUAAAUUAUUAUAGUUGUCUUUUGUUGUGCCUAAGGCUUUUAUUUUUUUCUUUAUAAAACUAGUAAGAAAAGCUUACUGCCACCUAGAUUUACCCACCGGUGUCUCCAUUUUGUUGUACAUGCAGUAUUUUCUUGAAUUGGUUAGGCAAGAUUAUAUAUUUUGGAAGCAGCUUCCCCAAAAUAACUCUCUUCACCAUGCCUCGGCUUCAUAACAUUGCAUAUGUCUUUUUGAUACAAGUAGAGCUUCCAAGUAAAUGACAAGGCUAGUUAUAAAAUUGGAGCAGGCACUGCCUCAUUUGCUUCACUGAAAAUAAAGAUAACUUUUAAUGCAUAUGUUUUUCAUAGUCAGAAUUGACCUGGCAUGCUGAAAGAAGUUUGUCUCCACUCCUAUCAUGUAGGCAAAGAAUGCUUUUACGAACCGCUCUCUGUUCAUGGGUAAAUAUUAAGAUUUUUACUUUCUUUUGUUGAGUGAGAAAUAUGUGUGUAAUUUUUUUUUAACAGACUGCUUCCAUUUCUUCCAUUUUAAGGUAUCGGCAAAGAAUGCUUUUACGAACCGCUCUCUGUUCAUGGGUAAAUAUUAAGAUUUUUACUUUCUUUUGUUGAGUGAGAAAUAUCUGUGUAAUUUUUUUUUAACAGACUGCUUCCAUUUUAAGGUAUCUGGGUUAUUUUUCUUAGUGUUGUUCUUUUAAAUUUGUUGACUAUAUAUCUGAAAGGUAGCACCCUUAAACUAAAUUUGCUAACUCAUCUAAGUAUGGCAGCAAGUGAAGCCAGUCUCUAAAAUAUUUGUUUUUUAAGUGGUUGGCAAUUUACAAAAUUACUGCAUUAAAGGGACCAUAAAAAUGACUUGCAGACUUAGGCCAUAUAUUAGCGUUAGGGAGGAACUUGCAUUCGUGAAGCAAAAAACAGGUUACAUUGUAAUCUAAACCUUGUCUCAGCAUUUCGAUUAUGAUGUUUCUUAACCAUCCUGCCUGCAUACUUUUGCUUCUUUGCAAAAUUAGUAUCAGGUUUUUUUGUUGUCAUGGGCAAAAAUAAAAGGUAUGGGUUAGGUUAUAGUAUGUUUUUCUUCCUUGACUUGUGUUUUUUCUGCACCAAGCAGAGGCCAUGCACUACUCUGGGUCCAUAGAAACUGAGAAGUAGCAAAAUAGGAGAAAGUAAAAGCCCCUGAAGCCAGUAACCACCGGUGGCACUGGCUGAGUCGUUGAAAAAUGGCAGGGAUGUCCCAGUGAUCUGAUUUGAUGAGGGAGAUGAAGAUCAUAUGGUUUCCUACAGCCAGCUCAUGUUUAAUGAUCCCUUUAAUUAGUUUUGUACAUGAAGCUUGGCUACAAAUCUAGCAGUUCCUUAGUUUGUUGCAUCUGUGUGUGCUGUUUUAAAUAAUAUUGCGGACACGGUAAAACUUUUAUGAGAUUUCUAGUGCUCAAACUGAUUUUAAUUAUCAACCAUGAAAGGUGCUUUUCUGUGGGAGUGGAAAAUGUAAAGAUUUACUUGUGCUACUCAUUGUAUAAAUUAGUACCAUGAUUUCUUAAUGAAAUUCUAUUUCUGCAGGUAGAAUAAUUCAGCUUUUCAUUGCUGCACAUGCCGUGUACACAGUGCAACUUCUUCAAAAACUGGGAGAGACAGGUGCUUGAUUGACUGCAUUACCUUUCUUUUUAUUUUUAAUGAAUUUUCACCCUGCAAUAUUGUGCUCUCACCGUCGAAGCGAAAUUCAAAUGUAUAAAGCAUGUGAUAAGUUGCAUUAUUUUUACUUCAUUACCAUGUUACUGCCUCCGCUAAUAUCAAGUAAAACCUGUAGUUGGACCACAAGUUUUGACUUGAUCUUUAACCAUGGGGCAUGUCAUGAUUUUAACAAAAGAUGAAUACAACUCAUAACUGGCUGGCUAUCUCAAGUACAUGAUCCAAACCAAAUUGUUUGUUUCUAAAUUGAAAUGUUUGUGAAUAUUUGUCAUGAGCCUUUGACCAAGCUCCAGGAUUGCUCGCUGACCUUAAUAGUGUACCCUUUCCUUAACGCUAAAAAGCAACAGAUCACUUAACUUAUUUUUCAAUUUAAAUAUCAUAUUCAUUAAAUUAAUACGGUAAACUCCUGUUAAUGUGACCACCGUUAGCCUGGCACUUGCUUUGCCCAAACCUGGGCAAGGCCAAAACUGACCAAUCUUUGGGGACACCAAAGCAUAAUGCCUAUCUAACAUUUGUCCAUUAAUGUGGUCAUUUCACUUCAUCACUACUCUUGGCAUUAGUGAAGUGGUCACAGUGGGAGUUGGCUGUAUAAGCAUUGUGAUUGAAAGGCUGGUUCAUGCACACUUUUGGAGUAUAUGGAAAGCUUGUUUGGGAACUGCUGAAAAAUUUUAUUUUUAGUCCACCUGCCUGUAGGGGCAACUGUCAUCUGCUGUGGGGUCUUGAAUGUUUCUUGUAUGCCUAUGUUCCUCUGGUGUUCUAUCACCUUAUCUUAUGUUGUUAUGUGCAUUGUGAAAAGCAGCUCAUCUGCACAAUUUCGGUGCUACUUUUUAUGUGUAUGGUUAUGCUGAGGUUACUAUUUUUUUUUAAGUUUUUCCUUUCUAAAGAGCCUAUUGCCCCCUCAACAAAAUUUUAUGUGAUUUGAAUUGACAAAGCACAAGCAUAUUCUGAGUAGUAAUGCAAGUUUGUCUUUCAAACCUUUGUGUAUAUGAUGCACAUAUUCACUGUAAAAUUUACACAGAUGUGUUAUGCAACUUCUUAUGCUACUUCCAAAGGCAUUUGUUAUGGUUUCAUCCUAUCUGCAUUAUGUACCAAUUUCAUAUCAAAAUUCAUUGUCAUAUAGUCCUGUUACCAUUUUAUGCAUAUUUUUUCACCUCAUUCAUUUUUGUACUCAGCAACUACCUAAGUACUUUCGGUUGUCUCGUUUAUCCUAAAUGUUUCAUGCCAAAUCUCCUCACUUGUUUAAUCUUUGCUAAGCAAAGAGCCUUGUCAUUGUUUACCAGUGUAAAAAGAACAUGUUUCAUUUUGCUCACACAUCUUGUGGUUUGUAGACACUGGCUAAGUGUGGACCUGAGAAAGCAAAUUCGACAAAUUGACUUAGCCCCUUCUCUGCCACUGACAUCAUGUAUUCCCUUGAUGUGCCAUGGCUUUCAGCAUGCUUACACACCAAUGUUUUCACAUCUUGGUGUUGCGCACAAUGUGGUGACUGUACAUAAUGUAAAUAGGGCACUGCUAGAUAUUACUCAUUGACAUCCACAUUUUUUUAUACAGCAUGACAGGAGUGAGUAGUUGUUGAAUUGUGCAACUUCUUGGUUUGUAAACCUGUCCUCUUCUUUUUAUGUGGCUUUCUUGGUUGUUUUAAGUCCGCAUGUGACUAUUGGUGUCCGGCUUGCAGUUAUUCCUGUUGUGGUGGUAUUCUUUCUCUAGAAAAAAAAACCUAAAAUAAAACAAAGCCACUUUA
Messenger RNA from Ixodes scapularis (black-legged tick), 7302 nucleotides. It is a transcript of the gene Pcif1, whose product is annotated as mRNA (2'-O-methyladenosine-N(6)-)-methyltransferase. Gene Ontology annotation, cellular component: nucleus. NCBI's taxonomy places the organism in Eukaryota, Metazoa, Arthropoda, Arachnida, Ixodida, Ixodidae. Gene Ontology annotation, molecular function: mRNA (2'-O-methyladenosine-N6-)-methyltransferase activity; RNA polymerase II C-terminal domain binding. The coding region runs from base 1184 to 3376 and encodes 730 amino acids. The transcript is spliced from 16 exons. The record is from RefSeq and is a predicted model, not a curated record.